AUGGCAAUUUCUUCGGCAACAGCUUCCUCCAAACUCAUAUUAUUCCCCUGUGCAUCAUCUUCUUCUUCAUCAUCAUCCUCUUCCCUUAACUCCACACCCUUCCUCUCCUCCACCACCAACACCCACAAACUAACCCCUCUCUCCUCCUCCUUCCUCCACCGCACCCCUUCUUCCACCACCAUCCCACGCCGCACUUUCACCGUCCGCAGCAAAUUCGAGCGCAAGAAGCCCCACGUGAGCAUCGGCACCAUCGGCCAUGUGGACCAUGGCAAGACCAUCCUUACCGCCACCCUGACCAUGGACCUUGCCACCCUCAGCAAUAACGCCCCCAAAAAAUACGAUGAGAUCGUCGCCGCCCCGGAGGAGCGCGCCCGCGGCAUCACCAUCAACACCGCCACCGUGGAGUACGAGAUGGAGAACCACCACUACGGCCACGCGGACUAUGUUAAAAACAUGAUCACUGGCGCCGCCCAGAUGGACGGCGCCAUAUUAGUCGUCUCCGAUGCCGACGGCCCCAUGCCCCAAACCAAAGAACACAUCCUCUUAGCCAAACAAGUCGGUGUCCCCAACAUGGCUGUGUUCUUAAACAAACAAGACCAAGUCGACGACGAAGAGCUUCUCCAACUCGUCGAGCUCGAAGUCCAAGACCUUCUGAGCUCCUACGAAUUCCCCGCUGACGAAUACCCCCAUUGUCGCGGUUCCGUGUGA
Glycine soja is the source of this 708-nucleotide messenger RNA. Its product is annotated as elongation factor Tu, chloroplastic-like. Gene Ontology annotation, cellular component: mitochondrion. The transcript has a single exon. The record is from RefSeq and is a predicted model, not a curated record. Gene Ontology annotation, molecular function: translation elongation factor activity; GTPase activity; GTP binding. Lineage: Eukaryota; Viridiplantae; Streptophyta; Magnoliopsida; Fabales; Fabaceae. Gene Ontology annotation, biological process: mitochondrial translational elongation. Bases 1 to 708 code for a protein of 235 amino acids.